AAUGUUCUUUCACACUUCAGUAAAUAAAUCAACACAUGACGAGACCGUCGGCUGGUUAUGUGUUUUUGGACUGUAUGAUCGAACUUUGCUCAUUCAAAUGGUUUAUUGAGCAUGACCUAAGCGGGAUUUAUUGAACCUUUUAAUGCAUACAAUAGGUUGUUUUAUGCAAUUACAUAUUUUUAGUGUUUGCUAAACAAUAAAAAUACAAUAAACUUGAUCACGGGAUGUCGGGGUAUGAUGAGAGUAGCUCACACUACGGCAGCGGGGGCAGCGAGCGAGAGAAGGCCCCUGAGAGUCGGGGGACUACGAGGGUUUUACAUCAGCGCGGAGGAGCGCCUCCGCCCAGCUCGGCCUCCGCGUCAGCUGUUCCAUCACGAUUGAAGCCGAAAUUGCAUCUCAACAUCAGUCUCGCACAGCAACACAACGAGAAAAGUCACAGUGCAGACGACAUACACAACAACGAAGCUGGGGAUAAACUCGGGGCCAUCGUUCCUACUCUCCGUUUGCUGAAUAAAUGGAGACAGAGUGCAAAGGAUUUCACGUCGUCAUCCACCACUUCAAGUGGUACCCGACCGAAGUUGACAAGCAGCGUGAGUUUAGCCCCGAACAGCGGCAUGUCUAGCCUACAGCUUCCGGUGAUUCCUGCCUCUCUACUGAGUCCAGCAAACCCAGUGGCUACUCCCAAACUACCAAAUGCUCUCAUCGAGAUGUGUGUUGUUGUGGGGAUGGAUGAUGACACUGGAUUGAAAGUUGCCAAGAAGUCGAUGUCUGCUUCUCAGUUCAAUUUCCGAGGCGGUGGAGACGGAAUGCCAAUAUUUUCCAGCAUCUUUGAGCCACAAGUUCUGGCCGUGCUGACGCGUCAGAUGGCCGUCUUCCCCCAGAAUAAAUCUCUCCUUAAUGAUGGGUACAGCGAGUACCCCCGGACCCCUGUGGUCACGCCCCCUGGAAGGGACUUCAGCCCGGGAGGAUUCCCCUACGUACGUCAGAGACGCAUGGCGAGGAGGCUGUCCAUCAAGCCCCGUGCGCUUCCUCUCUCUUACAAUCAGGAGAUGAUCAAUUCACUUCCUCCACUGUGCUUCCCUGGUGAUGCAAGGGUCAGCAAAAGUCAGCGAGAGGAAUCAUUCCAUUAUCUAGUUCUGACCAGUCUCAGUGGAACCAGAUCGUAUGCAACAUGUCUCACUUUCUAUAGACAAUUUAUUGUGCACAAGUAUCCCGAUGAGGAUUUUUACAGUUUGGAACCGAAGACGUCAACCACCGUGCAGAACAAUCAGAAAGAAGGCCAUGAGCAGGUCAUGUGUUACGUCCCAGCAUGCAUUGUUCUCAUCUCACCGAAUCCUUAUUUUACAGUCAUGAGGGAAUGUUUGUCGAGUCUUGCUCCAGACCUGUAUGCCAAGCCUCAGAAGAUGAAUGAAUUACUCAAAGAGUUCACCUUGCAGCUGCUUAUCAUACCCACUCCGCCAGCUGGAAACCUGUAUAUUACCCUCAUGUUGAAUGAGUUCACCAUCAGCAUCCCUCCUCCAGAUGACCCUGAGAAGCCGGUAGUCAACAUCUCUCUCCAUCUCCCGUUCCUCAUCUUCACCCUGGAUGAUAUCCUUAAGAUCAUCUCAGCCAUCCUGACCCAACAGAGGAUCAUCUUCCUCUCUCAUGAUUACUCUCUCUUGGUCCCAAUCAUAGAGUGUUUCUUCUCCUACAUUCUGCCCUUCAAAUGGCCGUUUGUGUAUGUUCCAGUGGUCAGUACACAGCUUCUUGAUCUCCUGGAGGCCCCAGGGUGCUUCAUCAUGGGCUGCAAUGCAAUACAUCGAAGCAGGAUACAGCAGAUUGAAGGACUUGUCAUAGCUGACAUAGAGAAAGGAACUCUCCAUGAGUGCCCUACAUUGUCUGUUCCUAGUCUUCCUAAAGGACCCACAGAAGGCUUCAAGAAGCAGUUUUACCAUGCACGAGUGAAGUACUAUGAGCUUGCCACUCUGGGUCGUUCUGUCCCUGCUACUUUGGAGAUGGAGAAUGCAAGAAGACAGAAGAUGGACAGACAGUUUCAGCAGGAGAUACUUGAUAGCUUUCUAGAGAUGUUUGUCCACAUAUUCAGGGAGCUUCCUGAGUUCAUGAGCAUGGACCAACGAUGGUUCAAGCUGGAGGAGUUUGUUUCAUCCAGAGCGGAGGAGGAGAGGGAUUUCUACAAUGAGAUGGUGCACUCCCAUAUAUUCAAACCGUUCAGAGAAGACAGGCUUGACCAGAAGAAGGAUUACUACGCCCAGAUGGAGAAGAAGAUCCGUCCACCGAGUCUGAAUGUGUCCAGCGUGGUGGACCAAGGCCGAAUCCGUAAACAGCAGAGUACUGGACAGUCUGUUCCCGACUUAAGACGACGCAGAGUGUCUGGUGCAAGGAGUGUAAGCGAGACAGGUCAAAGUUCAUCCGAUCAGACUGCACAGUUUAUGCUUCCCCUCUUCCACAUCCCAUACACUUCAGCCCAACAUUUCUUCACCAAGUGCAUUGAACAGCUUGACCAUUCUAUUGAGAGUUGUAGACAGCCAGCCCUAAAGGCGUCAUACUUGUAUCUCCGAGGAAUGUUCCAUAUUGCAUGUAACAGCCCACUGGAUGCAUUGGAUGAUUUCCAUAAUCUACACACAGCUGACCUUUCUAUUCUUCCUACUGAUUUAAUCACAGAGCUGAUGAACAACUUGAGUGCGGAAGACAAGGAACUUCUCCACCGGAGAGAAUUCUAUAAGAGAGGAGAGAUCCUGCGUAAGAUUAGUGAGCGCCGGUCUGCUCCACAGAUCACUGCUAUGCCCAGUAUACAGCCAGUUGAUCUCCCUGAUAAAGGGGAACUAGGUUUGAGGGAAUUUAUUCACUGGAUGCAGUACCUAGAAAUAGCCAUUGACGUUGAUGUCAUCGACAGGCUUUUCAAUGCUUUAUCAGCAGGAUCUAGCUACCUUGAUGCGGAGACUUUCAUGUAUUUCUACGAGGCAUGGAAGGAAGGAUUAGAAGAAAUCAAGUCCAUACCUCUGAGUAUAUACAAGGAAUACUUGGACAGUACGGAGAGUGUUCUAAAGAUGUCUUCCUUGAUCAGAACAGAUCAUGGAAUGGGAAGACUGGUCCUCACUGAGAAGAGGCUCUUCUACAUGGGUGAAGGGAGCAACAUCUACCGAGAGAUUGUGAGAACGAGAGAUAUCGAGAAGCUAGAGAAGUUUGAAUACUUCAACAUUCUGCUCAGCUGCCAAGCCCUACGAAUAUACAGCACUAAGCCCAAUACAAAUCCGUAUGUUGCCAAUUUGAAGGCAGAGCGCAAUAGCUGGUUCACACUCAUCACCGAGCUGUGGGCUGGACGUGUCAUAUCCGAUGCACAGAAAGACCCUCAGGUGGUCCAACAAGCGGCAAGGAACGUCAAGUUGAUAGACUCCGUUAUACGCAGUGCUGAGAAUGAGGACGCAACACAUGCGAAGCACCUUGAUAGCGCUGUUUGGCAUUUAUGCCACUUCUCACGGCUAAAAGACGAAGGAAUGGGUCGUGUACCACCAGAGACUAGCUCAGCGUUGGUUCAUAAGUUCAACCCAUCAAGUAACGAAGCACAAAGGACUACAGUAGAGGCUAUGAUAUAUACACCGGGCACCUCUGUAUUUUCAGACCGUAGUAUGAGUGAGCUGGAGGAGGCCACGCCCAAGCUCUGGUGCGCUAUGGGGUCAGGUAAGGUCAAGGUCUUUGACGGGAGUAACUUUGUGCUGGAGGCGGAGUUCGCUGAUGCAAAGGAUAGAGUGUGCUGCCUUUUAUGCGUGAGAGGAGAGCAAGUUUGGGCAGGUUCUUUUGACACGACCAUCUACAUCAUUGACAUACCUACCUGCCUAUCAAACAAACAGCUUGUAGAACACAACGACAUCGUCUCGGACAUGACGGUCUCAGAAGAUGGCAAGACUGCUUUCACCUGUAGCUUGAAUGGGCAAAUCUUUGGUUGGGAUACGCAGAGCUUGUCACAGAAACAUCAGAUACAGCUGAAGAAUACCAAGACCUUGGUUUCUAUGAAAUUCUACAAUGACAAGCUAUGGUGCUGUACAAAAACUGAUAUCAGAGUUCUGGGCCUUGAUGGUAGUGAGCUAAACAGCCUUCAACACCUUGACAAAGAUGGGGUGCCUUCCCUGAUUGAAUCAUUCCUUCUCCUUGGAAAUAGGAUCUGGACUGGUUGUGGUAGGAGAGGAGAGGUGGCAUGCUGGAAUGUGGAUUCUUUCAAACAGGAGAAGCUUCUCACUGUCUCCUGUAGGGGUAUCAGCAAGCUUGUUGCCGUGGGAACCAGGAUAUGGGCUGGUAGCAAACAAGGCAAGAUCCACCUUUUUGAUGCCAACACCUGUGAGUACGAGAAGGAGCUGGAGGCCCACGAAGACGCCAUUAGGUCCAUGUGCCAGGCGGAAAUGCGCUAUGUCAUCACCGGAUCGGGGAGCAAGGAUGGAAAAGUCGCCCUCUGGAGGGCAAACUUUGUGGCAAACUGAUCUUUGUUUAAUAGGCGGAACUACUUGUAUCCUUUGGUCUAUUUUUACUACGUUUUUAUCCAUGGAUUGAAGAGAAUCCUAAUCAUGAAAAUUAACCCGUAAUUUAGUUGCGACAGUAAGCUUAGAUCUAUCCCAACUUCUGAAUUCUAAACUCUUCUGUUCCUGGUUAUGAUGUCAAAUGGAUAUAUAUUGAUGUUGAUGACCAAUAGGAACGUUAAAGGCCCAGAGAAUGCGUAGUUAUUUAGGAAAUUUUAGUGUUGAAAUCUUGUUAGUGUAUAUCUUAACGGAGGAGGUAUGUUGAUAAUGAUUAUGAUUAUUCAUACAUGUUUGUUAUUUCAAAAUAUGCUUCUUCCAUUUUAAGAAUAACAAAGUGUUACGUCUUGAUUGGUACUACGCAAAGGGUCAAAUGAUAUCAAAUUAGUUUAAAGUGGAUGAUGUAAUAGAACCUUUCCCAAUUGUAAAUUAACAACCCCCAAGUUGUGUCACCGUGUAUGUGUUUCAUAAACCUGUUCGUAAGUUCAGAGAGACUUUACAAACAACUGGUGAUCCUUUCUUUGGAAUUACGUGACUACCAAUGAAAAUCUGGUGUAUAUCAUUUCCACAGGAAAGGAUCACCAGUCGUUCGUAAAGUUGCUCGUAACUUAUGAACCGCUCUAUUAAACUCCCACCUGGCCUGUACAGUGGUUCCUUUAUUAAAGUUGAAUAUUGCCGAUUGGCAUACCGGGAAAGUACGUAAUAUCUUCUUUUAAGAAUUAACAAUUAUUGAAUACCUUUCCAUUUGAAAAAAAGGGAAAGGUCAUCUGCAAAAGUUGCUCUAGGGCUAACUAUGAAAUGGCUUUAAUAUUGUUGAUGUCAGGCUAACCUCAUAGAUAAUCCUGAUGCAAUGUAUUCAUAGUACUGUUUAUAAUCUAAAACCGGUAGAUUUGAUGGUCAAAAUACUUAAAUUUGAUGCUUUUGUGAUUUAUUAGCAAUAUUUGAAUGAAAGAUGGCUUUACAUAUUCUUGUAUCUAACCCGCCUUGAAAGAAAAAAAAUUAUGUUUAAUAAUUCAUUGACAAUAAUAUAUUCUUGCUUUAUAUGUAAAUGUGCAAUAGUCAUGAACAUCCUCUUGAAAUAAAGAGAAAUAUAUGAAUUUUUGUUUGUUUGAAUUUGUCUUUAUUAGUUUAUAAAUUCAGCUGUAUUAUACUCAUGUACUUAUGAUGUAUAUAGGCAUUUCAGCACAAAUUUUGUGAUUGUUUAUGUUUGAUGUAAAGGUAUGUACUCGUCUAUUUUCUUUAAAAGUUGGUGUACGUGAAAUUUGACUUAGAAGAUGCUAACACAUGUUUUGCAUUUUGUGGUCUGAAAAUGCUUUGAGUUUUAAGUAGGCGAUUAAGUAACCUCAAGUUGUUUAAUGAGCAUCAAAUGAGUACCUUAUUCGGCUUUCGUCAAGUCGUGUGUAAAAUACGUACAUCAUUCACCAUUUUAGGAAGAGAAGACAAGAAUUCAUGUAAAUUUACAUAAUAUAAACCAAACUUACUCUGCAAUCCUGUUCUUCCAUUUUAUUUGCUUCCACAAGAAUUUGUCUUUCUUUAAAAUGUGCCAGAAUACUAAACAAUAUUGCUUAUAAUUUACAUGUAUAUAUAUUUCAGUGUUGACUUUCAGAAUAGAAGAAUAUGUUUAUCUAAUUUUGAAGCAAGUGCUGCACCAAUGACAUUGCCCAAUUCAGAGGCUUGUGAUAUUCAAGUCAGUGCUUUUAUUUUUGUUUUUGGACAUGCAGACUAUAUAUAUAUUUUUUUAAUUGCAAAUUAUGUGUUUUUCAGUUUGAAAUUGUGUGUUCUCUGCAGAGUGACAUACUUGCACUGUAGUAUGCAGAAAAUUCUUUGCACUCUGCAAAACAGGUUUGAUUGACAAACCCACCGAUGCACAAUUUUGUUUAAUUGGAUUUUGCGUUUGAUUUUCACGACUCUCACUGUAUUUUUCGCUGUUCAAAUUUUUUGGCCUGAAAAUUCUUUGAAUUCAGUGUUCUUCCCGAAUUCCAUCAAAUUUGUCCUGUUUAUUUAUAACAGAAAACUGGGGAUAGAUUGAAGAUAAGUCAGAGGAGGAGAACAGUAUUUACAGUUUAUUCAAGAGAAAUAGACAUUUUCUUCACAAAUGGGUUAAGACAAGACUGCAAUUUCAAUCAUAGAGCCCUAUGCCCGAGGAAACUUGGGCUGAGGACUUUGGCGAGCAUAUGUAAUAUACUGAAAUAAUUGUGUGUUUUAGACUGGUUCAGUUUGUAGAGUGUGCGGACACAAGAAGAAUAUAUUAACAGUAAAACAACAGUAAAAGAAAUCUGUAUACAAGUAGCUGCUCUACAAUGGAUUUUUGUCUCGAGUGGUAAUGAUAGGAGUGUUAUUAUAUAACAAAAUUUAGCUUUACGAAAUAAGGGCCAAUAAAUUGUUUCAUGUUUAUAUGGGUGUCUGAGCGUGUAAUGACAGUAGAGUGGUAUAACUAGGUGGGGCUUUAUACAGUGACAUUGAAGUUUUAGCAUUAUAAAUAUAGUACAAUUCAGUGUGGGUGCUGUUUUUUAAUGGUAAUUUCUAAUUGGGUGCUUCAAGUAUACCUAAUAAAAGGUAAUUUCCGCACUGAUGUAGCAACACACCAACAUUGCAUAAUCCAUUGAAGGCGCUUUUUUGUUCUUUGAAAGCCCUCCUCCCUCUCCCCUCUUCCCCAUUGUGGCCCAUUGGAUUAGUCUCCAGACUUUAAAACAGAGGAUUGUGGGUUCAAAUCUCAUCCAAAUCUCAUCAAAUUUAUCCACAAUAUGCUAGGGAGAUUAGGUCAAGUAAGUGUCAAGUCCUAUUCAAGCAAGUAUUUAUGUAGUAUUAUGUUAGAAUUGAAGACUACAGUGAAAAAAACUGAAAAUUCUAUAUUAAGUUUUUUUUGUCGAUUUACAGUAUAUGGUUUACUGAAUGUCUCAGCAUGAUGCAAGAAUCUAGUAUAUACAGGAAUGUGGAAAGUCUUUAUUGCAGUGAAAGCUAACUGUGAACAUUGUACAAUGUCAGAAUCCAUACAUCGCAAGUAUUUUGUUAAUGUACUGUACUUAUCCAUUCCAAUCUAUCCAGUUCUUUCCGAUGACCAACUGAUCAUAUAUAUAUACUUUUUUUUUAACCAUGGAUCAAAGCAUUGAUUCCAUGUUUAGACCAAAGAAAAAGAAGGUGAAAUGUGCAAUAUGUUUUUUUUUUAAUAUUAUAUCCCCCCUUUCUCCCACCUGUUUCCCCAAAGUGAUUCUCUCCCUUGUUUAAUGUUUAAAGACCGUCUUCAGCUUCGACUUGGGGUACCCCAAACAGAGAAUCAUUUGAAAGAUUAAACAGCUGCUACACUUCUUUAAAACUGGCAUGUUGGAUGAAACUAUCACAUUGUUGACCCUUUUAAAGCUAAAGUCAGGCUUUAAUGUUGAAAAGUUAACCUUUCAGUCGUCUCUCACAAUAGGUGGUAGUUGAUAACAGUUCACAUGUCUAUGUCUAUGUAUUUCGUUGAUUGAAUAUAAAUGUGUAAUGUAAGCAACUUAUUUUCCAAAAUAAAUUGUAUGAAGAACAAAUUUUGUUUUUUUUAUAAUUAAAGUCUUUUUAAAUAUUUAUUUGUACAUUGAUUUACCUCAAUGUUUAUUAUGAUGUAUUGAAUAUAUUAUUAUUUUCAUUUAUUUAUCUAUUGAAGAUAAAACAAUGAAAAGAAAAUCAUUCACAUAUUUUGCAAUAAAUUAAACAAUGCAUUAUAAGCUC
Molecule: messenger RNA, 8207 nt
Organism: Lytechinus pictus (painted urchin)
Lineage: Eukaryota; Metazoa; Echinodermata; Echinoidea; Temnopleuroida; Toxopneustidae
Product: DENN domain-containing protein 3-like
Exons: 25
Coding region: 225-4472 (1415 amino acids)
Biological process (GO): regulation of Rab protein signal transduction
Cellular component (GO): cytoplasmic vesicle
Molecular function (GO): protein binding
Source: RefSeq, a predicted model, not a curated record